AUAUACCCGAACCGAACAAAAGUGACUGAGGCAAUCAGCCCAAUAGUGGACGAAACGCACCGGUAAGGAAUACUAGCGACUCGAUACACAUGGCUUCAGUGUCCCUUCAGGGACAAUAAGCAGCGCGUUAGGAAGGCAGUUGAUUUCCUCCGUAGCGUUUGCAGGCUGUGGAUACUGCGCAGCCCACGGAGCAUCCGCUGGGAAGAGGGGCGCGAGAGAUCCACGAGAAGGGGCAGCAAGCCGCCUGAUUGACAGCUCGAAAUCUGAUCUUGUGAAAGAGACGCGGAGCCAAUGGGAGGCAGCGAUCCAUCAGUUUGGAUUGGAGGCCCCUGGAGGAGAAGUAGAGGAAAAACCACCGAAUUGAGCUCUGUCAGAGGCGCUUUCGGCUUCCAAAGGGGAAGUGCUGGGCAAUAAUUAAUGUUUUUAUUAAAUUUGGAGGGAAUUUUUUGCAGCCGUUCGCCUAGCGUGGCCUUCAGUCCCGUUAGGUGCAAAGCAAGUCUCGUUGAUCGCCAUUGCUAGUUUUGCACACGUUUGCGAAUCAGAGCUGCCCGGGGUACACCGACCGCGCAGGGAAACAUCGAGAGUGUAAAUAAAUACAUCGCCUCUUGUUCGGAUUUUUGCUACUGCCGAAAAUAUGUAAAUUGUGAACUCUCUUGGCUCUCUUUGGAUCCAGGUUGAUAGAAGUCCAGAUCCCGAGGAAAUCUCCAGCUAAAUGCUCAAAAUAUAAAACACUCAGCUGAGAUUUGCGAAGAGAAGCAGAAUGGAUGGAUUUUAUGACCAGCAAGUGCCUUACAUGGUCACCAAUAGUCAGCGUGGGAGAAAUUGUAACGAGAAACCAACAAAUGUCAGGAAAAGAAAAUUCAUUAACAGAGAUCUGGCUCAUGAUUCCGAAGAACUCUUUCAAGAUCUAAGUCAAUUACAGGAAACAUGGCUUGCAGAAGCUCAGGUACCUGACAAUGAUGAGCAGUUUGUGCCAGACUAUCAGGCUGAAAGUUUGGCUUUUCAUGGCCUACCACUGAAAAUCAAGAAGGAACCCCACAGUCCAUGUUCAGAACUCGGCUCUGCCUGCAGUCAGGAGCAGCCCUUUAAAUUCAGCUAUGGAGAGAAGUGCCUGUAUAAUGUCAGUGCCUAUGAUCAGAAGCCACAAGUGGGAAUGAGGCCCUCCAACCCCCCAACACCGUCCAGCACCCCAGUGUCCCCACUACACCAUGCAUCUCCAAACUCCACUCACACUCCGAAGCCAGACCGCGCCUUCCCAGCUCACCUCCCUCCUUCGCAGCCCAUACAAGAUAGCAGCUACCCCAUGGACCACAGGUUUCGCCGCCAGCUAUCUGAACCCUGUAAUUCUUUUCCUCCUUUGCCGACAAUGCCAAGGGAAGGACGUCCUAUGUACCAACGGCAGAUGUCUGAGCCAAACAUCCCCUUCCCACCUCAAGGCUUUAAGCAGGAGUACCACGACCCGGUGUACGAACACAACACCAUGGUUGGUGGUGCAGCCAGCCAAAGCUUCCCUCCUCCUCUGAUGAUUAAACAGGAACCCAGAGACUUUGCAUACGAUUCAGAAGUGCCUAGCUGCCACUCCAUUUAUAUGAGGCAAGAAGGCUUCCUGGCUCAUCCCAGCAGAACAGAAGGCUGUAUGUUUGAGAAGGGCCCCAGGCAGUUUUAUGAUGACACCUGUGUUGUCCCAGAGAAAUUUGAUGGAGACAUCAAACAGGAGCCAGGAAUGUAUCGGGAAGGACCCACAUACCAGCGGCGGGGAUCCCUUCAGCUCUGGCAGUUUUUGGUGGCUCUUCUGGAUGAUCCUUCAAAUUCUCAUUUCAUUGCCUGGACUGGGCGAGGCAUGGAAUUUAAACUGAUUGAGCCUGAAGAGGUGGCCCGGCGUUGGGGCAUUCAGAAAAACAGGCCAGCUAUGAACUAUGAUAAACUUAGCCGUUCACUUCGCUAUUAUUACGAGAAAGGAAUCAUGCAAAAGGUGGCUGGAGAGAGAUAUGUCUACAAAUUUGUGUGCGAUCCGGAAGCUCUCUUCUCCAUGGCCUUCCCAGAUAAUCAGCGCCCACUGCUGAAGACGGACAUGGAACGUCACAUCAAUGAGGAGGACACGGUGCCUCUGUCUCACUUUGACGAGAGCAUGGCCUACAUGCCCGAAGGGGGCUGCUGCAACCCCCACCCCUACAACGAAGGCUAUGUGUAUUAACGCAAGGGACAGUCACGCAGGGCCUCUUCUCGCUUCUCCUCUUUCUGCAGGUUGCGGAGAAUCUCUCGAGUUCUCUUCAAUCUUUGUUUGAUUUUUGUUGUUUGUAUUUUAUUUUUAAAUAAUAAUACACAAAAAGGGGCUUUCCUGUUGCAUUAUUCUAUGGUCUGCCAUGGACUGCGCACUUUAUUUGAGGGCGAGAGGGAGUAAUCUAAACAUUUAUUCUGUGUAACAGGAAGAUAAUGGGUGAAUGGGUCGGGGAACAUGGGGAUUACUUUUUACUUAGGCUUGGGAUGGGGUCUUACAGGUUUUACGUAUGAUGAAGCUAUAUCAUGUUUGUUUGAUUUCCUAACAACGUAAGAAAAUGUUCAUUUUCUCUGGGUAUCUAUGGUACAGUUAAUUCACAUUGUGUAAAUAUCCACUUGGAGACUAUUUGCCUUGGGCAUUUCCCCUUAUCACUUCUGAGUCUCUGCAAGGUGUACAAAAAACAAACAAAAACAAAAAAACUAAAAAACAAACAAAAAAAACAAACAAAAAAACCCUACUGUAAAUGGCAAUUUAAUUGUUAGAAAUGACUGGUUUUGCACCUGUUGUAAAAAGGUAUUUAGAGAUCGCAUUUGCUGUUUUUUGUUUUGUUUUGCUUUCUCUCUGACUCACAGAGGAUAACCAUAAAAUGGGUCUUUCUCUCUGCAGUUGAGUGAUCACCAUGACUGUAAAUGAGGGGCACAAAUUUUGGACUCUGGCUCCAAACUGAGUCACAGGCCAGUAGCAUUCCGUGUACCUGGUGCCACCUUGCUGUUCAGAUACAAAUCAUACUGUCGUUUAAGUAUUUUGAAGCCCAUUUCAGUUAAAUAAUGAUAUGUCAUGAUCCUUUGAGAUCUUCAUUUAAAUGUUAAAUCUGGGAUCACAAUGAAGCAAAAAAAAAAAUCUCACUUCCUUCAGUACAUAAAGAAACAUUAUUUAAUCGAUAAGAAUUAACUGUACUAAAUCACAUAUUACGCUGUUCUAGAUACAGCAAGCACUCCUUAAGAAAAAUAUCCAAUACACUAAAUAGGUACUAUAGUAAUUUUUAGACAUGGUACCCGUUGAUAUGCAUUUAAACCUUUUACUGCUGUGUUAUGUUGAUAACAUAUAUAAAUAUUAGAUAAUGCUAGUGCUUCUGCUGCUGUCUUUUCUGUAAUAUUCUCUUUCAUGCUGAAUUUACUAUGACCAUUUAUAAGCAAUGCAGUUAACUACAGAUAGCAUUUCAGGACAAAAUAGAUGACUCAAACCAUUUAUUGCUUAAAAAAUAGCUUACGCCAUGCUAUGCUCUAAGCAGCUUUAAUGCACAUUGACAAAUGAAGAGUAAGCUUCAGCUUGCUAAGGGAAACUGUGGAAUCUUUUGUAACUUUUGGUGAAAUAGAAAAUUAUUUACAAAUUGUCAAAGACUCCAAGGAAGUUGCUGUAUGACAUAGUGCUGGCACUGAUAUUCAUCUUGUUUUGGACACUUGUGUAAAUGUGUUUGGAUUGUUUGAAAGAAGACUUAAAGAUGUAAAGUUUCAAAGAUUUUUGUUUUGUUUGUGUUUGGCAUUUGGAGAAAAUAUUGAAAGCAAGUUAAGUUGUUUCAUUCACCUAGGACAAAAAAAAAAAAAGUGAAUGGUGUUAUGAUAUCUUUGAAUAGCUUGCUAAACCAUUCAAAAAAGAAGCCCUAAUUUUGCUCAAUCCAUCAAUAUCCCAGAGGAACAACAUGUUUUAAGCACCUAGAGUGAAAUGUUAAAGAAGAAAAAAUCCUAAACACAAAGCCAGAAUGAACAUAUUAAAGCAUUUCUUGACGAGUACAGGAAAGAUUGUCAAAAGAUGAUUUCCUGGCUACCCGUUUUCCUGCGUGGCACAGAUCACAGCUCGUGUAUCUAAAUUGAACAGUUAUUGGGAAACCCACAUGCAUAAUCAACACUACUCACAUUUAAUCCUACAAAAAGGCCUAUUUUUAAUUUCAGCAUAUGUAUGUAACCUGUGAUUUCAAUGAUUGUUUCUGCAUAUACAUUAUAUAUCAUUUGGCCCAUUAUGGGCUAAUAAGUAUGCCUUAAAAAUGAGAACUUUUCCCCACCACUAUGCUCAUGUGGCCAUUUAUAGCACUUAGAGUAAAAACAAAUUUUAAAAUAUUCAACUAAAGAUUUAUUGGAAAGAGUAUUACCAUAUUGGGAGGAAUUGAAGGAGAAAUUAAAAGUGGGUCUUUAAAAUACCAUCUAAAUAAAGUUGUAUUGAGGAUUCUUUUUUCCCCCUCUUUUUCUUUUUUUCCUUUUUCUUUUUUCUUUUUAAAAUUCUUGUUCUAAUUUCCCAUUGGGGAAGAAUUCUGCCAUGACUUAUCUUAAGGGAUCAGAGGAAGAACUGGUAUUAAUUAUAUAUUUAAGGACAAACUUUUUCUGCUUAAGGUAGUGACUCACAAAACAAAAUGAGUAAUUGGCCAACAUUAAGGAUAUUUCCAGUACAGAAGGGUUCAAAACAUUGCAUUAUAAACUCUUCCGAAAUGUAUUCUAAGGUUUUUCUUUUUUCUUUUUUUAAAGUUCUGUUUUUAUUCUACUUUUUGUUCGCUUGUGGUUUUAUUUUCAGAUAGAUUAAUAAAUCUGGCAGCUGAUUUCUGCAA
Molecule: messenger RNA, 4814 nt
Organism: Mustela lutreola (European mink)
Lineage: Eukaryota; Metazoa; Chordata; Mammalia; Carnivora; Mustelidae
Gene: ETV1
Product: ETS variant transcription factor 1
Exons: 14
Coding region: 761-2194 (477 amino acids)
Biological process (GO): cell differentiation; regulation of transcription by RNA polymerase II
Cellular component (GO): nucleus
Molecular function (GO): sequence-specific DNA binding; DNA-binding transcription factor activity, RNA polymerase II-specific
Source: RefSeq, a predicted model, not a curated record